AGUCAUAAUUAAUGGUGGUAUAGCUCUCAUGAAGGAAGAAUUAUUGAUAAUUUAUUUGCAUUAUUGUAGAAAAGAAGGGAGGAGUGGGGAAAAAGGGAGAGAGUUCCUUUUGCUUAGUCAAUUUUACGAAAUUCCCUCUUUUUCAUUUAUGAUCUGAUGUUAUACCCAACUCUCCAAAUCAUAAUAAUAGUACGAAAAAUUAAUUAAUUAAUUUUAUGUACAACAUUUUGAUAGAUCCAUUUAUAUAUUUGUCGCGACUCUCUGCGAUGGAUCCACUUCAUGCAAAUUAGGGUUUACUUAGGUUUUCACCCAUUUAUUGCGUGUGUAGUGUACUAGCCAAUAUUAUGUAAUUGAUUACAUAUUUGAUGUUUGGCUCUAUCGCAUUCCCUAGCAUGCACAUCAUAGACACUCAUAAUAUGCUAUUGGAAAAAGAUUGAAAUGGACAACAACGUAAGGGAGAGAAUACUAUCGAAAAAUGUCACGAUGGAAAACAUAGGCGACCGCUAUAAUAUUAUCAGUCUGUCGUGCUAUGGAUAUUAGUCUACUUUCGCUAUAUAAUUUUACGAUGAUAUAAAUUCAUUGGAUUUCCAUGUAAUUAAUCGUGUUGUCUACGGUUCGCGCGACGACGCGACACCAUAAGACUCUGCAACGACCUGGGACUAGUGUCUCGAUAUGGAUACCAACGUAUUUGUAAAGGAAUGAAGAUGAUCGUAAAGCUACAGGAAGUCGAUUAUUUCAGCAGCAAGGUCGAGAAAGGCAGAGCUAAGGAUGAAGAUGGAGAAUGAGGGAGAAAUUAGAAUGUUGUACUUCUUCGAUAGUAAGUUUUCUCUCAAUCAUCAAAUUAAAUCUUCUUAUCAGUAUUUCAAAAUUAUAUUCAUACAAAUCUAAUUUACUGAAUUCUUGCACGAACAAUCGUUACGAUCAAUUGUAUCAAUAUUAGUGUAAAAAAAUGCAUCGUAGAGUUCCCCAACUGAGAAGCGACUACUAGGGUACCAUCAUGUGCAUGGUUUUCAAGAUGCUUGUUGUUGGUAGAACCCAUGUUCCACCACUCCAAAAGAUGAAAAGGGCAUAUAUAGUUGUUGUAUUAUUAAUUGUGAUUUGUGAUUGAGAUGGAGAAAAAAAAAAUGAAAAUACCAAGCCAACCUACUUUUUCUAAGUUGAAUGGAACUCUCAGCAUCGGAAAUGUUUCCCCUUCAACUCGUCCUUUUGAGAAAAACCAGAUGCCAUUUUGCUUUUGCCUGCACUUCCAACUUACGGUUAUCUUUAGGGUGUAAGAGCGGGAAAUUGAUAGCUUCCCGUUCUAGUUCUACCAUUAUUCGGUGGCGUUGGUUUAACAUAUGAUUCACAUAUUAUCGAUUAAAAUCGAAUAUUUAGGAGGAUCGAUGACAACUUAUCAUUAACUACUUGUAGCCUUAAUUACCACCUUUCGAGUCAAUGAAAUUGAGAUUGAAUGUGAUAGGAUUGUAAUUCAUAAUUCAUGGUUAUGAAAACACUAUGUAGAUUUUGAAUGAACUGAAUUUUAUGGCAAGGUAUUAUACAGUAAGUCUAAUUAGUCGUCGAAAUACAUUCAAAAUACUAGAUGUACCAUCUUAGCUUAGGGUUUAAGGUGCGUGGUUUAGAGUAUUAGGUCAUGGAGUUCGCUCAUCAAAAGUACAAUAUAUUAUCGUAUCCUAACAUUUAGAGAAUAUUUUCUUACCAAAAGUACGUGAUACUCUAGAUUUAUCCUGAAAAUGGUAUAACAUAUUUACUAGUAAAGACUGGAAAAUGUCGUGCAUUAUCCAUUUGCUUCUCCAAGCUUUCUUUGGGGUUUUUUCCCCAGACAGUUUGCUGAUGGCGGCGUGGCAUCCGAUGAGGCCAUGACAAUUCCCCAAAGCCAGGUUUUACCAUUUCUCGAUUUCCUUGUGGCUUAAACUGCUUUCAAGUUAGGAUUGUGUAUCCAUCAAUCAUUAUUCCUCCACACACUCGGCAAUGAAAACCCUCUAAUCAUGCAAAUGUUAGGGUUAAGUUUGAUUUUGUUGAUAAGUCCGGUUAAGAUUGUUAUAAUGUGGUAUUGUUCACAAUAUAUCAUUCUUUGUUUUUUAUACGUUAUUUACUAAAUUUUUGAAAAGGACAUAAUAGAUUGUUGUAUUAAUUUCACUCUCUCGGUCAUUAAUUAAUUAAUUAAACGGUUGUAUUUUUUCUAACAAGUUAUCAUUUUAAAUUUUAGCCUUCAACUUCAAGUACUUCACAGAAGUAGUUACGAAAUCAAAAUACGAUCUCAUCACAUAACAUGAGAUAAGGGGAUUUUAGACUUCGGUAGUGUUUGUUUCCACUUUUCUUUUCUUCAAUUUCCCCACAAAUUUAUGUUUAGGUUGAAACAAACACAUUUUGAAAAAUUUCCUCAAAUUUAAGCAAAAAGAACUAUUGACUCCAAAAUUCACUAAUUAUUUAGAUAUACAAUUACAAUCCACCUUACUAAAAAUUUCAAUUUUCAAACUUUAAGCCUAUUAAAAUAUGUAUUCUUAAAGUUAUAUCCUCAGUCAUUUUUCAAAAUACUCACAUUACAUUUUUACUAAAAACAUUGCUCACAAUCUCAAUAAGUACCCUCUAUUAAUAAAAAUAUGUUAAAUUACACGUUUGGUCACUCAAAUUACGUAAAUGUUUCACGUUUGCCACUUGAAUUACUUUUCUUUUUUAUUCACCACUAACUUUAUGAAUCGUUUCACCGUUAGUCACCAGCCGUUACACUCCGUUAAAUUUAUCAUACGUGGCAGUCAACUAUGAAAUUUAACCGUUAACUAGAUGACAUGGAAAUUAAAAAAAAAAGAUAAAGUAAUUAACGGUCAAAAUUAUCCUAGGAAUUCGAAAUUCUGCAAGGCUCCAGAGAAUGAACACAUAAAUUUUUUAAUUUAAUUAACUUUUAUUAAAUAAUUAAUAUAGGUAAAGUAAGUGAGAUGAUGAAGUGGAAAAUUAAGUUUAUUUUAAAAUUUCAUCUCAUCUAGUUAACGGUCAAAUUUUAUAGUUGACUGCCACGUAAGAAAAAUUUAACGGAGUGUAACGGCCGGUAACUAACAGUGAAAAGAUUCAUAAAGUAAGUGGCGAAUAAAAAAGAAAAAUAAUUUAAGUGGAAAACAUGAAAAUUUUAUUUAAUUUGAGUGAUUAAACGUGUAAUUUAGCCAUUAAAAAUACUUUAUUUUUCAUUCACUUUUUUUUUACACUUAUAAAAAACCAUUCCCCUCCCCCUACAAAGUUGAAGAAAAGUGCUCCUUAAAUUCGAGAAACAGUUUCCCCAAUCUAGGGAAAAGUUGAGAAGUGUUCGUGAAAACAAAGUGGGGUGAGAAGGUGUUAAAAGCCCAUUGCAUAUUGUAGGUUAAGCCCACAUUAAUGGCAUAAGCAGGCUUCGUAUUCAGCCCUUAACGAGACACGGAGUUGCCCUCCAUUGUGCUGGAUUAUCGUUUGUAAUUUCAUGGAUAGCACAUACUGUCGUAUCUGUUGUUUAAUCAACGGGCCUCUUGUAGUGGAAGCUCCAAAAGCCUAAAUCUAAGCAAGCCCACUAAUUACUUUAGGUCCGCAAAUUGUGAUGUACUUUUGUAAAAGAUAAAUAAUAUAUUGAUGUGGAAAUAUAAAUGAUUAGUUCAUUACAUCCUGGAAUUUAACUAGGUAGCAAAGUUAAAGAAGCAACUAGCAGAUGGGUACAAUGUAAUGGCUUUUCUAGCCACCAAAUGGGUUACUCUAUUACUACUCCGACCUACAAAUCGCAGACUAAGCCGAGCGUAGAUUGUGAAAUAACGCACAACUUCCUCAAGGAUGACGCCAACCCGAUUAUCCCGAGUAUCCGCCUGAUUGAUCUUAUCAAUAAUCACCUUGGUGUCGCCUUCAAAUCGGAUCUCCGAAAAACCAUGCGUCAAUCACUAGAUAAUAGCAUCACGAAGAACAAGUAACUCAAUAACCAUUGGAUCAUCAAUGCUAGGAAACUGCACCACAUUAUCCAUGAGGAUCAUCUCAUCCUGGUUAUUUAUAGUCAUACCACCCGCCGAAUGGGAUCCGCGCUUCUAACCCCAUCCCACUAACAAACAACCUCAUUAGGGUUUGCAGCCAACACGGUUAGAGUUGGAGGGUUAGAUUGCCGAGGAACAUCAGAAACUGGAAAAUUAACCCACUCCUGGUAUUGCUGAUGGAACUGCCGCAGUAAGGCUGGGAUCUCAAACUGUUUGCCAUCAAAGACAACUCAAUUCCUGGAUCGCCAAAUCCUUCAGAGGAUUGCGACAACCGCCAAAAACAAAUGAUGUUGAUGGAGCGAGUUCAUCGACUUUUUCAGGAUAAGUUGGAACCUAUGCUUAGGCAGCCCUUGACCAAGAUAAUCAAGUCAUGAGUGAUCCCAUAAAGCUCUCGCUACUAAACAAUCGAAAAACAAAUGCUCCAUUGUUUCCGACUCAUCCCAACAAACCGGAUAUCUAGGAAGCACCUAAACCUUAUUUUCUUUAAGGGCUUCCGUUGUAGGAAGGAUUCUGUGGAAUAAUUGUCACAAAAAAACUUUCAACUUUGGCUGGAUAUUGACAUCCCAUAAUCGAAUUCAGCUUGCCCGAUCCAUUCAACCCGCAGUAGUGCGCCAUCUUCCACCCUGUUUAUCCACUAGGACAGCAAGAUGGUAAGCAGAUUUGACAGUGAAAAUCCCAUCACCGAUGUCAUACCAAAUAAGUCUAUCCUCUAGAUCCUAACGGGGGAGAGGAAUGGUUUUGAUGGCACAACACGUGGGCGGAUCAAAUUAAUGAGAAAGCUUGAUAUCACACCAUCGACCGCCCCCAGAAGCUAUUACAUCCUCGACCCUCGGGUCACCUCCCUAAGAGAGCACAAUGGGAUUGCAAAUAGGAGCCUGCAGGUGCAAAGCAGUGACCCAACUUGAAGUCAACAAAAAGGCAGUCCUCUCAUUGCCAAUCUGCCACCGUAGGCCCUUAACCAACAAUUGACAAUGUAGUAAUUGAGAUGGUUGAGAGGAUUUAAUUGUGAAGAUCUACAAAUUUCUAGUAAAUGCUUAAUGAUUUUGUAGUAUUAGCUUGUAUCAUUUGCUAUAAUUUCAUGUUAAUAUGGUAAAAUACACAUUAUAUUUCUUAAGAAUAAAUUAUCCAACCAAUAUUUCUUAUAUAAGGAAAAUUUAUACAAACUCUUAUUUUUGGGAGAUCGGAAUGUCUUUUGUAAGAUCAUAUUGGAGGAGGAAUAACAAUAGGAUAGUCUAUUAAAUAGUUAGAAAAAUUCUCUGCUUAAUUCCUAGCAACAUGAUUGAUUGUAUAUUUGUGUAUUUUUUUGUCAAUAAUUGUAACACCUUAGGCAAAUCCCACGUCGACAAAGCACGGGAGAGAUCCAUGGUUCAUAAGUAGGAAACCACCUAUAACUGACGAGACGCGUUUUGGGGUGAAAUAGAGGAGUUCUCGUGAGAACUCCAAAGUUAAACGUGCUCAGUGUGGAGUACAACAAGGAUGGGUGACCUUAUGGGAAGUCACCCUGAAUUGCACCCCAAGUCGAAAACCGUGCGGGUGUAGAUGCCCAAAGCGGACAGUUUCCCAAAGUUAAACGUGCUCAGUGUGGAGCAGCGGCGGAUCUAAGGGGUGGCCACCCCGGGCCCCGGCCCAGCCCUCCCCUGGAUUCGGAGUUAGUAUAGUGUUUAUGAAUUUUCCGAUUUUAGUUAUUCGGCCUAGUGUUAUUUUAUAAUCAGAUUGGGUGUAACUAGAAAAAUGAUUCAGAUUAACAUAUUCAAAUCACUACUAUAAAUUUAGCCUAGAAAUUCUAGCUCCAAAGACUAUUUUUUCUAUAAAAAAAUGAAAUCUAGAAAACGUA
Linum trigynum is the source of this 5811-nucleotide messenger RNA. Lineage: Eukaryota; Viridiplantae; Streptophyta; Magnoliopsida; Malpighiales; Linaceae. The record is from the annotation of a GenBank genome assembly.